GUACCCGGUUUGGGAGGGGCUGCUGCUGGGAGAGGCGGCGGGAGCAGCCGGCUCCCUCUCGGGUGUUGAGCUGCCAACUGCUCAGCCUUUGGGUGACCUUUGACUGGGACAAGCGGAACUGGACGUAACGUGCUGCUGGGAGGCUGGCGAUCCCGUCCUCCAUGCUCCUGCUCUCCGCUGGGGCUUCCCUGAAGAAGAAACCGCUGCCAGGAUCCGUCCUUUCUGCUUGCCUGGGCCGGGAGUAGCCUGCAUGGGGAGCCCAGCAGGCCGAGGACUGGGCUGGAUGUAAUCCUGGGGCCACCCGGGCUGGGCUCAGAAGGCAGCGACGUGGGGGUUCUCUGGAGCUGGGCGCAGGCCACGUCGGAGGGACAAGCACGCAAGGCCCCGGGCUCUUAUCAUGGGGCAGAUGCCGUGGCCUGAGGAGAGGCCCUCAACGACACCAGGGUGUUAAGGGGGCUGUCUGCGCCGGACAUCCUCUUGGCUCAGCCUGCAGCACGGACCCUUGCCUGCUGCCAGGAUGGACACCAAGAUACCACCUGCCGUCACCCCCACCAGCCCCUCGUCCCCGGGGCUGUCCCCGGUGCCACCGCCAGAUAAAGUGGAUGGCUUCUCCCGGCGCUCCCUGCGUCGCUCCCGCCAGAGGCGAUCUCACAGUUCUUCCCAGUUCCGGUACCAGAGCAACCAGCAGGAGCUCACGCCUCUGCCUUUGUUGAAAGAAGCUCCCGUUUCGGAGCUGCAUGACCUGCUGUGCAAGAAGCUCCAGCAAUGUUCCAUCCUCUUUGACUUCCUGGAUUGUGUUGCUGACCUGAAGGGCAAGGAGAUCAAGCGAGCAGCCCUCAAUGAACUGGUGGAGUGCGUGGCCACAAACCGCGGCAUCCUCAUUGAGCCGCUCUACCCCGAGAUCAUCAAGAUGAUUUCGGUUAAUAUCUUCCGGACACUUCCGCCCAGUGAGAACCCUGAGUUUGACCCUGAAGAAGAUGAACCCAAUCUGGAGCCCUCUUGGCCACAUCUACAGCUUGUUUAUGAGUUUUUCCUCCGGUUCCUUGAGAGCCCGGACUUCCAGCCCUCAGUUGCCAAGCGCUACAUCGACCAGAAAUUCGUAUUGCUGCUGCUAGAGCUCUUUGACAGCGAGGACCCCCGUGAGCGUGAAUACCUCAAGACCAUCCUCCACCGUGUCUAUGGCAAGUUCCUGGGCCUGCGUGCCUACAUCCGCAAGCAGUGCAACAACAUCUUCUUGCGGUUUAUCUAUGAGACGGAGCAUUUCAAUGGUGUGGCAGAACUGCUGGAGAUCCUGGGGAGCAUCAUCAACGGCUUUGCCCUUCCCUUGAAGACAGAACACAAGCAGUUCCUGGUACGAGUCCUCAUCCCACUUCACUCAGUGAAAUCCCUCUCCAUAUUCCACGCCCAGCUGGCUUACUGUGUGGUCCAGUUCCUGGAAAAGGACGCCAUGCUGACAGAGCAUGUGAUCCGUGGGCUGUUGAAAUACUGGCCAAAGACCUGCACGCAGAAGGAGGUGAUGUUCUUGGGAGAGAUAGAAGAGAUCCUAGAUGUCAUCGAACCCUCACAAUUUGUGAAGAUUCAGGAGCCGCUCUUCAAGCAGGUGGCUCGCUGUAUCGCCAGCCCUCACUUCCAGGUUGCAGAGCGGGCUCUGUAUUUCUGGAACAAUGAAUACAUCCUGAGCCUGGUGGAGGAUAACUGCAACACAGUGCUGCCCACCAUCUUUGGCACACUCUAUCGCGUCUCCAAGGAGCACUGGAACCCGACCAUUGUUUCUUUGGUCUACAAUGUCCUCAAGACCUUCAUGGAGAUGAAUGGGAAACUCUUCGAUGAGCUCACAGCCUCCUACAAGGUGGAAAAGCAGCAGGAACUAAAGAAGGAGAAGGAGCGGCAGGAGCUGUGGCGGCAACUGGAUGAGCUCCAGCUGCGGAAGCUGCAAGGACUGGAGGAGGCCAAGAUGAACCGCCUGAACCUGCAGCACAGCUUGGCUGUGCAGAGGGGAGAGGCGAGCUAGGAGGCCCCUCUCCCCUGGAAAUCCCCCCUGCUGUGGCAUGGGAGCGACACACACUGGUGCAGUCCCCAUCCUAUACAGCUGACCCCACUCCACCAGGCCUGUGCCAAACCAGAGCUCAUGCCCUCUGCCCUUCCUGUUGGCGGGCAUGCCCCCUUUCCCCAUUGCCCCACAGGGAUUGCCGAGGCCCCCACUCAACACUAGAGUCUGUGAUGUUUGGGCAAGUGCACAGCUGUAUGGGGGGGGGGAGAAGAAUUGGAGGGUUUCUGUUGCUGUCCUUGAUGUCCCCUAAGAUGGGGGCUGGAGAGGGGAGGUUGCAUGUGGAGAAGAAUGUUACCCGCUGAUGGGGAGCCAUACUGGGCUGUCAUUGCCCACUACACAGGCUUGGAACCAGUGUGUAGGCCAAGUGUAGGGGGAAGCUCCCCUAACACUGAGGUGGGGAAGGGAGCACAGUUCCCUUGGCGAUAGAAAGCAAUAGACCUCCUGAUCCAAAGUUCACUUCCUGAGUGGGGUUCCAGUGGCCAGAGUCUUCAUGCAUUGGGAAGAAACGUUUUUGACACCCUAAUGGUGGGGGGAGACUCUGUGGGCUUUCCUGCCCUAAGUGUUGCCUCUCUCCUUCAUGAGGUGAAGCCUUGCUCCUCUUCCACAAUGGCAUUGACAGGGCGGCGCCCCUGCUCCCUAUGAACAGAAGAUGCGGCCUUGCUUUCACCUCCCCCCCCCCCCCCCCCCGCAGAAGGAGAGAUGAGGAACCAUGUUAAUAUUCUUUGGCAUGACAGUGGAGGGGGGUUCUCACCACAGUAGGAUGAGAGAAAUGUAUGGUUGAGUUUGUGUGUAUGUGCGUCAACCUGGGCCUCUGCAUGCUAUUAUGGGGAGGAGAGGUGGCAGUGGGAGGGGUUUACCCUCCUGUAUUUGGAACUUAGAGGGCAUGGCAGCUGCCUCUCCUCUUUGGCAUUUGGGAAUGAAAGAGAUUCUACCCUCUCCCAAAUCAUUGUUGGUUGCCUCCCCCCCAUACUUUGUUUUUUGGCAUCCUGUGGUCAGAUGUGUGGAUGCGUGCGUGUGUGUUUGACUCUGAAAUUAGCAGCACUUUUGCUUGGACAUUCACUACCCUUAGAGGGAGUGUAGCAUUUAUUCUCUUCACACACACCCUUCCUCCCUGCUUCAUCUGGGCUUGUUUUUUUAGCCAUGAUUAGAAAUUUGGAGGGGGGGGCACAGAGAAAAAAAAAAGGGAGAGAGGGUGCUUGAAUUCCUGCACUUUAGAAGAGCUGGUUGUUGCACAGGGAGGAACUGGGAUGGUUCUGCUGGUCCCGCUGGUAUUUGAGUAAGGGAGGGGUGAAGAAGCACUCUGUACCAUCUUGGGGAGUGGGAAAGGGGGGACAUGGUGGCUCACGAUUCUCUCAGGUGUUAGCAUCUUCUCUGCCCAUCUCAAAGGGAAAGGGGGAACUAAGAGACGCUCUAGGAACACAGUUUGGUGUUGACAUGGACUGCAGCACUGACAACUUAAGGACUGCAGGACCUCAGUUUUUACAUCUUUGGUUUAUGAUAUUAUUUCUUUCCCUUCCUUCCCCCUCCCCCACAAAGUUUUGGUAGGAGGGGCAAGGUGAAUGCUUCCCUCCCCCCUCCUCACUAGGCAUGAUGACUUCAAACGUUCUCUGUAUCAAGGAAUAGUCAUGGGGUGGUUCUUUUGGGAGGGACGGGGUGGGUGGGUUGCGUGUAUUACAGUUUUAUUUUUUAGUCAAAACACUGAAGCCGAUCGGCGACUGUAGAGACCAGGUGCACCUUUCUGUAGUCUUUUUAGCUGAUGCCUCACAGGUGUAGUUUCCACAGGAAGAGGCCUUGAGGCCCAGGGGUGGGGGGUGGGGCUGCAGAAGAGAGCUAUUUUGGUUGGGGGUGGGGGGGAAGUCUAUUUAUUACGCUACCAUGAGCCCCUCCCCCUUGCCCUUGUUUUCCUUUUGCUGGACGAGUCUGUAUUCAAUAAAGAUAAAAAGUUUCAUGUCACAAC
Messenger RNA from Heteronotia binoei (common prickly gecko), 4007 nucleotides. It is a transcript of the gene PPP2R5B, whose product is annotated as protein phosphatase 2 regulatory subunit B'beta. The transcript has 13 exons. Bases 518 to 2011 code for a protein of 497 amino acids. Gene Ontology annotation, molecular function: protein phosphatase activator activity. NCBI's taxonomy places the organism in Eukaryota, Metazoa, Chordata, Lepidosauria, Squamata, Gekkonidae. The record is from RefSeq and is a predicted model, not a curated record. Gene Ontology annotation, biological process: protein dephosphorylation; signal transduction. Gene Ontology annotation, cellular component: protein phosphatase type 2A complex; cytosol; nucleus.